CUAGGACGGUUGUUUACAUACAAGAGGAAUAACAUUGGUCCCAAAACUGUACCCUGAGGCACUCCUGUAAGCACAGUUUCCCAGCUGGACAACUUGGGGUUCACCCGUACUAUUUGUUGGCGUCCAACCAGGAAGUCUUUUAUCCACAUUAAUAGAUUGCCUUCAACCCUUGAUAGUUCUUAACUUAUAUAAAAGUUGGUUGUGAGGAACUUUACUAAAAGCUUUGCUGAAUUCAGUGUAGGCUACGUCUAUAGGUAACUUUUGGUCUUCAAGAGCACACCGGCUUUCACGAGUCACUAAUAAGCUAGCGAGACAGGAAUAACCUAUUCUAAAGCCAUACUGCCUUUCCGAAAAGAGCCGGUUUUCAUCGAGAUACGUAAACAGCUUCCGAAUAAUUGUUUCCUAAAUUUUCAUAACUACGUUGGCUGGAAUUACGGGUCGAUAGUUUUCAGGUUUGCAUUUCAUACCUGUUUUGAAGUUAGGACUUACUGUGACGUUCCUACAGUAGUUUGAGAAUACUUGAGCUUUACCAUAGUCGUACUCCACUAAUGAUAAAGCUUUACUGUCUCCACAUAGCGUUGGAGCAUUUCCCCUUUUUUAGUCCUCCGUACUUAAUGUCUAGAUAUGUUUUAUUUUUGUCUCUCGGUAUGCUCGUAAUAUCUUAGAAUGAAUCGAUGUGACAAAAUGUGGAUUGAUCAUUUCCGUUUCCAAUCCAGUGAAACAUUUUCCAAGAGCACUUAUACAGAAAUACUGCUAUGUAACAAUCUGAACCAUCUGCUAUAAUCGCCCCUACCUCGUUUUUUUAGAGUUGUCUACCAACACUGACAUGUUUAUGGCCUGGAGUAGUCCGGUACUGUCAGCCCAUUACAAACAACAUUUUCUUGUAGGUUUUUUGAAAUCUCGUUUGGAUUUUAAUCCGACGAGCCACGUCAUACUGUAUUGAGUGCUGAGUGUGUUCUUCCCUUUUAAUCCAAUGAACAACUGGUUGCUGUUGAAGUUCUUUUCAUCAAAGCAUUUACUGCGAUUGAGUUCGAAAAUUUAUUAGUGAUAUCAACUCUGUUAACAUACUCCAUACUGUGAUAAUGAAUCUUCCAUUAGCCCUUCGUAUUUCUUCGGACUUAUUGACGAUUAUUUUACUUCAUGGUGUUUAUUUUCUGAUCAAGUACUGUGGAAGUCAUAAAUGGAGUUUCUUCUGUGAUGAUUGGAGUAUCAAAUAUCCAUAUAAAGACAAUACUAUAACUGAUGUAGUAGUAACUGUAGUUAGUUAUCUCACGCCACUUGUUACAAUUUUCUUAGUUGAGAUAAUCACUGCUGUACUGAAGAAAUGUACUGAAAAUAAAAAUUAUUCAAUUAAGGGUUCUUUACCAUUUAUCUAUGAUUUCUGUGUUGCCGCCCUUAUAUCUCUUGGAACAACGUUUUUUCUAACUACAAUUACAAAAUACAAUCUUGGCCGGUUGAGGCCACAUUUUUGGGAUAUUUGCCAACCAAAUGUCCCUGUAAAUUGUACUGGUUUGCAGACAACGUAUACAUGUCAGGGUACUAAUUCAAAGUUGAUUGCUGAUGUAUUUUUGUCAUUCAUGUCAGGCCAUGCAUCAACAGCUUCUGCUAGUUUAUUCUUCACUGUGAUUUAUUUACAGGCUCGACUGCAUCUACCUGUAAUACCUUUCCUACGACCAUUUCUGCAAUACGUUCUGCUUUCUGUUUUGUUUUAUAUAUGCGCCACACGUGUAACUGAUCAUUAUCAUCAUCCAACAGAUGUAUUAGCUGGAGCUAUAUUAGGUCUUUUGACUUCUGUCUUCGCCUUUUUUUGGUAUUUGGGUAACGUGUUCAGUCAAAACGAAAGUGUUAAAACAUCUCCCUAAUAAGCUGAUGCUGCAGUUCAGGAUACCGCUUCCGGUCAUUGGCUACAAAAAAAAUUGGAAGUGGAGUUACUUCUUUUCCUUUAACAAAGAUUUUGAUGACCGUAACUUCGUGAUGCAUAUCCCUUUAUAAGUAAUAAAAUUCCUGCUUACUUGUUCUAUAAAUUCCUUUUUUUAUUCCAUACCUAGACUAAUUUACUACUUUGAUCAGUUUCAAUUUUUUAACGCUAAAUAAAUGGUGUAUGUUCGUUUUUAUUGUUGAGGUUGUUUGCGUGAGCGUUUAAAACAAUUAUGCAAGUGGUUAUAGAAUUGAUUCCUUUCGGAUUGUUUUAUCCAUAGGGUUUUCUGUUCCCUGAAUAAUAAAAAUUCAGUAUACCCUUCGUCCAUACAUACGUUUUUUUUGUUUCGUCUUUAACCGAUGUGUACUGAUUUCAAACAAGCUCCCCGUUUUUAUUGUAUCACCUAAUCGAUUCAGUUUAUCACUUCAUGAUGCAGUGAAAAUCACUAACCAUGCAAAACAGUCAUUGUGCAUCGGGGGUUACAGGGUGUUAAAGAAUCUAAACCAAAUAAUAAUACUUAAAGUUAUGGCUCUUUUCCGGUAGUUAUUUUAGGAAUCGUGAUACGCAUUUUCAUAAAAUAAAUGUUACCGCCAAACUCAUAAAUGAUAUGAUCCAAAUUGGUGCAGAUAUGUAAC
Schistosoma guineensis is the source of this 2553-nucleotide messenger RNA. Lineage: Eukaryota; Metazoa; Platyhelminthes; Trematoda; Strigeidida; Schistosomatidae. The record is from the annotation of a GenBank genome assembly.